Pocillopora verrucosa is the source of this 990-nucleotide messenger RNA. RefSeq names its product nociceptin receptor-like. Gene Ontology annotation, biological process: G protein-coupled receptor signaling pathway. The record is from RefSeq and is a predicted model, not a curated record. Lineage: Eukaryota; Metazoa; Cnidaria; Anthozoa; Scleractinia; Pocilloporidae. Gene Ontology annotation, molecular function: G protein-coupled receptor activity. Gene Ontology annotation, cellular component: membrane.
AUGGAAUUUAACUCAACUAUUCUGGGAAAUCACCACUCUUUAGGAAAUAAUGACUGUGGAAACAAAGAUUUGAUCAACACCAGUUCCCUGGAUGGACUUUCUAAUACAACCUUAUGCCAAGAUUUUUCGCUCACAACAACAGAUAUCGUUGUGGCCGUUUCCCUGUGCAGUAUUUUGGCAAUCGGUGGUUCUCUUGGCAACGGUCUGGUUCUGCUUGUGAUUAGUAGAACGACAAAUCUAAACAAUAAUUGUAGCGUGUUUAUUCAGAACUUAGCUAUUGCUGAUCUUCUUGUCACUGUUGUAACAAUUCCUCUGAUCAUCUCAGUGAUAACAAAGGGCUUCGUGCCGAUAUGUUCUUGGAACGGUUCUUUAAUGCUUGGUGCGAUUGUUCUCGGCAGAUACUCAGCGACGGCUUCAUUGCUGAUCUUAUCGUCCAUGAGUCUUGAUCGGUAUUGGGCGAUCUGUCAUCCCAUUCAUCACAAAGUUAAAAUGACGUCCUCAAAACUGAGAGCAGUUCUCGUACUCAUUUGGCUGGCUUCUCUGGUAGUUCCCAUCCCAGAAGUGGUUGUUCCACGCCAAGGCCGAUGGUCUGUAGUCUUAAAGCAUGUGAAAAACUUCGGUGUCGCGUGCUGUUAUAUCGCCAUUGUAAGUAGUGGUAUUGCCAUUUUUGUCAAAGUUGGUUGUGCCUCUCUUAAAAUAGACGAUUUGCACAUAAACGCAGGCGGUAGACAGAUGCAUGCAGAGAUACGUGAAAGAAAUAAGAAAGUCGCGAAGACGAUAGCUUUGGUUGUGUUUGUCUUCUCCCUUUGUUGGCUUCCAGUGGCCAUCAUCAGCACAAGAUAUAUUGAGUACAACGAGCUUCAUUUCUGGUCUGCGUUGCUUGGUUUGGCCAACUCUGCUUUGAAUCCGUGCAUUUACUUCUACCGACAGAAGAGUUAUCGUCACGAGUUAAAAGUAGCCUUGGUCGCAUUCUUUUCUGUUUCCUCCUAA